This is a messenger RNA of Papaver somniferum (opium poppy), 912 nucleotides long. RefSeq lists its product as uncharacterized. The transcript is spliced from 2 exons. Bases 51 to 491 code for a protein of 146 amino acids. Lineage: Eukaryota; Viridiplantae; Streptophyta; Magnoliopsida; Ranunculales; Papaveraceae. The record is from RefSeq and is a predicted model, not a curated record.
UUGUUUUUUGUUUCUUCCUUUACAAUAUUUUCCUCCAAUUGUUUAAAAAGAUGCAAAAAUUUGAUAGAGCUGAAGAUGUCUCUCUCAUGAGUAUUUAUUGUUCGGUUGUUAGUGAUCUUGUAAUUGCAAGGUCUCAGGAUGCGGAGAUCUUGUGGGCGAGAAUUCACGGGGAACAAACUACGCCAAUGAUAAGGUAUCCCGUAAGAACCACGAUGAUGUUAGAACAGAGAGCUGGUCUUUUGAAAAGGGAGGUAAAAAGAUACGUCUCACAUGUUAGGGAUUACUGUAGGGACAUGGACGACGAAGGAUACAACUUGGAAACGGCAUACCGAGAAGGUCAGCUGAGAUACGAAGAAUAUGAAGUUCGUAGAAAGGUAUGGACACAUGGCGAGGUUUUCCAGGUUCUGAAAAAGCAAUUUCCAGAGGAAUAUGGUCCCCAGUUCUUUGACCUCGAACAUAUGGAACCUCCACCUCAUGGAGCCGAAGAUUAGCGCAACUUCAACACCGUCUCUUUGUAAACUCUCACGAGACUCAACUCGUCCAGUAGGGUCACCUAAUGUUUGAAAGGCUUGUUACACUGGCUAAGUGUAAUUGCGGAUCAAGCGACAAUGACAUAGAUUUAGAAUGUUUCUGUAUUUUUUAUUUUUUUUUUUGGUUUUUUUGUUUUUUUUUGGUUUUUUAUUCUUUUUUGAAUUUAUGUACGUGUGGUAAUGACCGAAGUCACCAAUGAAUAAAAAUAAAGGUAUGGGUACUAAUCAAUGUCGGCUCAUUUGAUUGAUAACAAAAACAGACCUUAACCGGUGAGAUCCUCUUUAUGUCUUUCUUAGGUGGUUUUGUGUCACUGCUCCCUCACCAUUUAUUACUGAUAGACGCAUUUAUAUGUCUAUUCUGAUCCCAAUUGUAUAUAUUGUU